CCUGAUGUUUUCUAUACUGUCGAUGUUCUUUGUCACCGCUAUAUCUAGCGUACUUAGUGUCAUUCCACUAAAUGGGAAGAAUGUUGGUUCCUCUGUAUAGUGAAUAACCGUAUCAUUAUUAUCCGCAUAAUUAUUUAGGUUUCUCCCAAUCGAGUUACUCUGUGUGCAAUUUGAGUCCCAUAGUUCGUGCCUGCAGUUAAAUAUUAAAACCUAUUAAGCACAUCUCGAAAUAAACGAAAUAAAGGUAAUUAUUUAUUAUGCAAUGUAGAAACUGAUAGUACAGAACAACAAACACCUUUUCACAUACAAAUUUUUUGAAUGGAAAAUAUAUGUAAUUAACAAACGGAUAAAUCCAAUUUAUAAUAAAAAAGAUAGCUAAACAUAUUUAUUUAUAUAAAGGGUUAUUAAAUUGUUUUUAAAUUCCUCGCAGACGUUAAAUUUUAACUAAAAAAUGAAUUUUAAAAUCAUAAGUUCCAUUUUUGUUUUCAUGUGUGGAAAUGUAAAAAUAAUUUCUGCACAGUCGGAUAUAGAAAAUUUAUUGAGUCUGAUUUCUGAAGGUGCCCAAAGAAGCGCUACAUAUGUAUUACCAACGGAUGCAAGUGCCCAUGAAGCUCCCGCAGAACCAAUAAUAGAUUAUGAAGAAGAAUACGAUUUUGUCGUCAUUGGGGCUGGCGUUACUGGUUCUUCUAUAGCAAAUAGACUAUCCGAAAUUGAAAAAUGGAAAGUUUUGCUAAUCGAAGCUGGAACUUUUUCUGAUACUGGAUUAGUCAGAAUACCCGCAAUGAAUGCAUUGAAUGUAUUCUCGGAUUACAAUUGGGGUUUUAAAACCGUACCACAAACCACGGCGUGUCUCUGUACUAACGAUCACACAUGCCCUGUGCCUCGAGGAAAAGGUGUAGGUGGUACGAGCUUAAUUAAUUCAUUGCACUACGUUAGAGCUAAUCCAGAAAAUUUCAAUUUAUGGGGUAAAAUUGUCCACGAUUCAAGUUGGUUGUUUACCAAUGUCUACAAAUAUUUCAAAAAAUCUGAAAAUUUCACACGGACAAAUUUUGAAGCUCCCGCAGAUUUGAAGUACCAUGGUACUGAAGGUCUUCUGCAUGUUCAACAUAAAUUACCUGGUCAUCCCUUAAAUAACGUGUUCUUACUAGCAAACCAACAAUUAGGAUACGUGAUGUCAGAUUAUAACAGUGACAGACGAAUAGGCGGUUCUAUUUUACAACUGAACAUCAAUAAUGGUAAAAGGGAUGAUGUAGGUACAGCUUAUAUCACUCCAUUUUUAAACAGAUCUAAUUUAAAGGUGCUUACCCAAAGUUAUGUUACUAAAAUUGAAAUUGAUAUAACAACUAAAACAGCCAAAAGCGUACUAUUCACAAACGGAGGUAGUACUUACAGAGUACGAGCAACAAUUGAGAUUAUACUAUCAGCGGGUGCUAUUUCUAGUCCUCAAAUUUUAAUGUUAUCAGGUAUAGGUCCAAAAGAACAUCUAAAAGAUAUGAAAAUUGAUUUAAUAGAAGAUUUACAAGUAGGUAGUCAUUUGAAAGAUCACGCUUUAGGCAAUCCUUUCUUGUUUUCAUCAAACCUAACAAUACCUGUGGAAUCAUUAGUACAACAAAUCGCAGAUUACCUUGAAGGCUUUGGACCUCUCACUUCAUCGGGUACUCAGGCUCAAGCCAUAGGUUUUUACAACGUUAACUGUAAAAACUCUAAUGUACCUAAUAUCGCAAUCUUUUUAGAUGCCAGUGAAGUAACAGUACAAGAAAAAAGAUUUCAAAAUUUUAAUGAUGAAUGUUUUGAAUCUUUUACAAAGAAUCCAAUAGCUAAUAGUGUUAGGUUCAUUUUUCUAUUAUUAAAUACAACAUCUUCCGGUACCAUUAGGUUGAAGAGCAAGAAUCCUUUUGACUAUCCAUUGAUAGAUCCAAGGCUUUUAUCUGAUUCUGGUGAUGAGGAUAUAAGGACAAUGUACUUGGGUGUUAAACAGAUUUUCAGAAUAGCAGAGACUCUGUCUUUUAAAAACAUUAAUCUGACAUUUGCUGGUGAACCAUUACCAGCUUGUACAGACUUUAAAUUUAAAUCUAAACAAUAUUGGUACUGCUAUCUAAGACAUGUUGUCCAAACAGCAUAUCACCCUAUGUGCACGUGUCCAAUGGGUAUUAAUAAAUCUACUGAAAGCGUUGUAGAUUCAAAUCUUAAAGUGUUUGGAGUUCAAAACUUGAGAGUGGCUGAUGCUAGUGUUUUUCCAACCGCCAUUGCAGGCUACCCUUCUAUGAACUGUUUAAUGAUAGGAGAAAAAAUUAGUGACGUCAUUAAAAAGGAAUAUUCUUGAGUAAACGUGAAAGGUUAUUUCAUAAUAAAAUUAUUGUUUGUAGAUAGGUUACCAGAAAGCUUCAUG
Messenger RNA from Psylliodes chrysocephalus, 2389 nucleotides. Lineage: Eukaryota; Metazoa; Arthropoda; Insecta; Coleoptera; Chrysomelidae. The record is from the annotation of a GenBank genome assembly.